AUGGCUGCUGCUUUCUCAACCGUUGGAGCAGUUAACAGAGCACCUUUGAGCUUGCCAAGCUCUGGCCAAAGCUCUGCCUUCUUGGGCAGCAGCUUGAAGAAGGUCAAUUCUUCUGUUGCACCAAAACCAUCCUCAAGAAGCUUCAAAGUUGUUGCUGCACAAGAGGUCGAUCCAAAAAAGAAUGAGGACAAAUGGGCCGGUCUUUACUACGACCAGUCUGAUGAUCAACAAGACAUCACCAGAGGAAAGGGAAUGGUUGACUCCCUUUUCCAAGCUCCUAUGGACACUGGAACUCACAAUGCUAUCAUGAGUUCUUAUGAAUACGCCAGCAAGGGACAAAGAACCUACGACUUUGACAACACCAUGAGUGGAUUCUACAUUGCUCCAGCUUUCAUGGACAAGCUUGUUGUUCACAUUACCAAGAACUUCAUGACCUUGCCCAACAUCAAGGUUCCACUUAUUUUGGGAGUCUGGGGAGGAAAAGGUCAAGGAAAAUCAUUCCAGUGUGAGCUUGUCAUGGCCAAGAUGGGAAUCAACCCAAUCAUGAUGAGUGCUGGAGAGCUUGAGAGUGGAAACGCAGGAGAGCCCGCAAAAUUGAUCAGGCAACGGUACCGUGAGGCAGCUGACAUUAUCAAGAAGGGAAAAAUGUGUUGUUUAUUCAUCAACGAUCUUGAUGCAGGAGCUGGACGUAUGGGUGGAACCACUCAAUACACAGUUAACAACCAGAUGGUUAACGCCACCCUCAUGAACAUUGCUGAUAACCCAACAAAUGUUCAGCUCCCCGGUAUGUACAACAAGGAGGAGAAUCCUCGUGUACCAAUCAUCUGUACCGGUAACGAUUUCUCCACUUUGUAUGCUCCUCUUAUCCGUGAUGGACGUAUGGAGAAGUUCUACUGGGCACCUACUCGUGAUGACCGUAUUGGUGUCUGCAAGGGUAUCUUCAAAACUGACAACAUUUCUGACGAAGCUAUCAUCAAGAUUGUUGAUACCUUCCCAGGGCAAUCUAUCGAUUUCUUUGGUGCUCUCAGGGCUAGAGUGUACGAUGAUGAAGUGAGGAAAUGGAUUAGUGGUAUUGGAGUUGACGGAAUUGGAAAGAAGCUUGUGAACUCAAAGGAUGGACCUCCAACAUUCGAGCAACCAAAGAUGACAGCUGAGAAACUCUUGGAAUACGGUUUCAUGCUUGUCCAAGAACAAGAGAAUGUCAAGAGAGUCCAACUGGCUGACCAGUACCUGAACGAGGCAGCUUUGGGAGAUGCAAACUCAGAUGCCAUGAAGACCGGAAAUUUCUAUGGUUAGCUUCCUUCCUAUCCUAGAGGCCCCUGGUGAUGGGAGGCCAAGCAGCUCAACAAGUUGAUCUUCCUGUUCCAGAAGGUUGCACUGACCAAUCUGCGAAAAAUUUCGACCCUACUGCUAGAAGUGACGAUGGUACCUGCGUGUAUGAAGUCUAGAUAUGUGUUGUAGUUUUCAAGAGUUUUUGGCAAUCUUUCAAUUUCAGAAGAGAAACUUAAAGCUUUCAAUGUAUGGCUAAAUUUAGGAGGACUCCUUGAUUGUUAUUGUUAUUAUUAUUGUUGUUAUUAUCAAAUAUAUUAUCACCAAAUCUGUAAUCUUUUGUUGUGUUUAUA
Messenger RNA from Papaver somniferum (opium poppy), 1622 nucleotides. RefSeq names its product ribulose bisphosphate carboxylase/oxygenase activase 1, chloroplastic-like. Gene Ontology annotation, molecular function: ribulose-1,5-bisphosphate carboxylase/oxygenase activator activity; ATP hydrolysis activity; ATP binding. Gene Ontology annotation, cellular component: chloroplast stroma; thylakoid. Bases 1 to 1296 code for a protein of 431 amino acids. Lineage: Eukaryota; Viridiplantae; Streptophyta; Magnoliopsida; Ranunculales; Papaveraceae. The record is from RefSeq and is a predicted model, not a curated record. The transcript is spliced from 7 exons.